Molecule: messenger RNA, 1118 nt
Organism: Verruconis gallopava
Lineage: Eukaryota; Fungi; Ascomycota; Dothideomycetes; Venturiales; Sympoventuriaceae
Exons: 1
Coding region: 21-1058 (345 amino acids)
Biological process (GO): translation
Cellular component (GO): mitochondrial large ribosomal subunit
Molecular function (GO): structural constituent of ribosome
Source: RefSeq, a predicted model, not a curated record
CAUUCUCCUCAGCACGACCAAUGUCUCCGCGUUUGCGCAUACCCACGCGCCAAUGGCGCUGUCUAAACUCGAAUAAAAAUCUCGCCAUUAAGUUUCAAUGUCGAUAUGCAUCGGUGGCCACAACGCCGGCGCCUGCGAUCCACGAGAACUCCGAUGUCGACCCUCCACAUAUUCAACGCUUCCCUCCUACGCAGCCGCCCUCACACAAGCCGCCGUACAUGCGGAAGACGCAAUUGCAUCGACAGUAUCAGUCUCUGUUGAAGACAACGCCGUUGAUGCUGAUAUUCCAACACAACAAUCUCACCUCGAGCGAGCUAAACGGCAUCAGGCGUGAGCUUGCAGCUGCUUUGAGGAAGGUCGACGAGGCAGAGGGCAAGGCAUUCGCGGAUUCCAUCAAGCUGCAAGUCAUUCAGACGGGUCUAUUCGAAUCAGCGCUGCAGGUUGUCGAGUUUUACGACCCUGCGAACCCAAUCAAGCACACCAAACCUCCUCCAACCGAAAUUCCAAACUCGAAGCAGUACAAGAAGAACGGCCCCGUGCCAAGCAAGUUCGACCCCCAGUUCAAUCAUGGACUGUCGGAAAUGGCGUACCAGACGGCCAGGAAUGCAAGGAAGAACAAGCGCCAGCUGAGCGAACUUGCACCGCUCCUGAAAGGACCGCUCAUGCUUCUGACGUUGCCGACGAUGUCGCCUGCGUACCUUAAAGCGGCGCUUACGAUCCUUUCCCCUUCAGAAAAAUUCCCAGCCCCGAAGAGGAAGGUGAAGCCGACACUGUACGAACCUGCUGUGCAGAGUGGAAUUCAGAAAUUGAUGCUCUUGGCGGCUAGAGCAGAAGGGCGAGUGUUCGAUAGUGACGGUGCCAAAUGGAUAGGCGGCAUCGAGGGCGGCUUGACGGGAUUGAGGUCACAGCUCGUAGCGUUGUUGCAACACUUUGGCAUAGGUGUUACAAGCACAUUAGAAGCUGCUAGCAAGAGUUUAUAUUUCUCUUUGGAAAGCAGGAGGGGAAUGUUGGAAGACGCAGAAAAUCCAAAGCCAAAAGAGGAGUCAUCAAGUCAGUAGAAUAUGUAGAACCAAUCAUGUAUAAACAUUUUGCUCUUUCCAACAUCAAAUUCAUAAUAG